Molecule: messenger RNA, 1963 nt
Organism: Durio zibethinus
Lineage: Eukaryota; Viridiplantae; Streptophyta; Magnoliopsida; Malvales; Malvaceae
Product: polygalacturonase 1 beta-like protein 3
Source: RefSeq, a predicted model, not a curated record
AUGAAAAUCAUCCUUUUCUUCUUGUACCUCUCUCUCUCAUCUUCCAAUGUGAUGCAAGUUUUUUGUACAGGCACAAGCAAGGCUAAGGAGAACCCAUUUGCGGCCAAAGCCUCCUUGAUUCGUUACUGGAACAAGCACAUUUCCAACAAUCUUCCAAAGCCACCAUUUCUUAUCUCCAAAGCUUCUCCACUAAACGCCAUUGACUUGGCCAAGCUCACCAAACUCGCCAACAGUAACUCUUUACCUUCCCACAUUGAAUCUUUUUGUUCCUUAGCCAAUCUUUUCUGUUUAUUCGAGGACUCCUCGAAACCGGACGUUGUUGGCAAGCGUAACCAGGAUGCAAGCUUCGCGGUGUAUUCCAGUAAAAGCUUUUCAGAUUAUGGCACGUCAAGACUCGGAGGGGUCGACUCGUUCAAGAACUACUCCGAUGGGCUAAAUACUCCCAAUGAAUCGUUCAAGAAAUACAACAGUGAAUCAAAUGGCCAUAGAGAAGAGUUCUCAAGCUAUGCCAAGGACGCCAAUGUUGCUAGUGAUAACUUCACCAACUAUGGCUCCAGCGCCACAGGAGGCUCCGGUGAGUUCAAUAACUAUCAGGAACGAGUUAACGUGCCAAACCUCCAAUUCACCAGCUAUGACUCGGAUGGUAACAACCAUAAACUCUCUUUCUCAAGCUAUAGCCCUGAGACAAACUCAGGCUCCGAAGCAUUCAUUAGUUAUGGGAAGAACGGCAAUGCAGUUCCAGUAGAGUUUACUAGCUAUAGUGAUAAUGCAAACAUUAUUGGGUCAAGUUUUACAGGGUAUGGGGAAUUAGGGAGCGCACCAAACGACUCGUUUAAAGCCUAUGGUGACUCAGGUAACAACCCCCAUAACAACUUUAAAAGCUAUAGUUUAGCUGCUAACUCGGGGAUUAAUAGUUUUACUAGCUAUCGAGAUUCUGCCAAUGUUGGAGAUGAUUCUUUUCAAUCUUAUGCAAGGAAUUCAAAUUCCGGGAAAGUGAAUUUUGCAAAUUAUGGGAAAACAUUUAAUGUUGGAAAUGACACGUUCAAAGAAUAUGGUAAAGGUUCCACUGGUUCCACUACAAUAGGGUUCAAAAUUUAUGGUUUGGACCGUUCAUUCAAGGAUUAUGCCAAAAAGGGUGUCACAUUUGCUGGAUACUCAAAUUCAAGCUCUAAAGAAACAGCUUCUUCCCUUAUUAGUGGCAUUUCUGUGAAUAUAUGGGUUGAACCAGGUAAAUUCUUUAGGGAGUCCAUUUUGAAGCAAGGGAAUGUGAUGGUGAUGCCCGACAUUGAGGAUAAAAUGCCCGAAAGGUCAUUUUUGCCCCGGCGGAUUUUGUCUAAAUUACCAUUUUCAACCUCCCACAUAUCUGAAAUUAGGGAAAUUUUUGGAGCACCGAUAAAUUCAACCAUGGAACGCGUGCUUGUCAACGCACUGACAGAAUGCGAGAGGCCCGCGAGUCGAGGUGAGACAAAGCGGUGCGUUGGCUCUGUUGAAGACAUGAUUGACUUCGCAACAUUGGUCUUAGGCCAUAAUGUUACGGUCAGAACAACGCUAAAUGUGAAGGGAUCAAAGCAAGAGAUCAGGAUAGGAGAAGUCAAAGGAAUCAACGGUGGGAAGGUGACAAAAUUAGUAUCAUGCCAUCAGAGUUUGUACCCUUACCUACUCUAUUAUUGUCACUCAGUGCCCAAGGUCAGGGCUUACGAAGCUGAAAUUCUUGAGGUUGAAAGCCAAUCCAAGAUUAAUCAUGGUGUUGCCGUUUGUCAUCUUGACACGUCAGCUUGGAGUCCGAGUCAUGGAGCCUUUGUGGCACUAGGAUCCAGCCCUGGACGAAUUGAAGUGUGCCAUUGGAUCUUUGAGAAUGACAUGACUUGGACAAUUGUCGAUUGAAGACUAAUUCUAAUUGCUUAGGAGUUUUUUUUUUUUUUAAGUUAAUUUUUGUCAUAAUUAAUUAUUAUUACUUUGAAAG